This is a messenger RNA of Pediculus humanus corporis (human body louse), 2367 nucleotides long. RefSeq lists its product as uncharacterized. Gene Ontology annotation, molecular function: chromatin DNA binding. Gene Ontology annotation, biological process: nuclear envelope organization; negative regulation of BMP signaling pathway. NCBI's taxonomy places the organism in Eukaryota, Metazoa, Arthropoda, Insecta, Psocodea, Pediculidae. The record is from RefSeq and is a predicted model, not a curated record. Gene Ontology annotation, cellular component: nuclear inner membrane. The transcript has 11 exons. Bases 1 to 2367 code for a protein of 788 amino acids.
AUGGCGAGGUUUGAUGCAGAUAAUUUGACUGACAGUGAAUUACGUUCAAAAUUAGCAGAAUAUGGACAUCCCGUUGGUCCAGUGACUGAAACUACACGUAAAAUUUUAUUAAAAAAACUUAAAAUAUUAAUGAAACAAAAGAGCACUUCAUUAAAUUCAAAUAGAAGUUUAGCACAAUUUAGUUCGGCUGAUGAGUCCGGAUCAGAUACUGACCAAAAUGGCGGCAAUAGAAAUUUGGGAAGAGUUUCCAUGCCGCCUCCUAGUAGUUAUAGAUCGACAAAGCGUAAAUCAAUUUCAAGGAAUUGUGUACCCGAUUCUUCUGUGCCUUCUAUAUCAAAAGUAUCUUGUUCAACUCCAAUUAAUCAAAAUCGAAAUAAUAUCGAUUUCAAAAUAUCUAGGUUUAGCACUCCGAAUUAUUCUACAAAACAACCUUUAUAUUCAACUAUAGUGAAACCGAGCAGUACUUCAACUUCCUCAUUUGAUUUUGACUCAGGGUCUGAUUCUGAUGUGCCUGAUUUUAAAAAUUCAUCACCAAUACUUAGAAGGAAAAGUGGCUUAUCUUAUGGUAGUUUAUCAAGUUACAGAUCAAGACUUAAUAAUACAAAUACGAGAAAUUUCAUAUCAAAAACUCCAUCGGAUUUGUUGUCCCAUAGGUUGAAAAAUGAUUUCAAAAAGGAAUCAAGAGGUGGUACUUUAAAUCCUUUAGAUAUUAAGGAAAGUGAUGCAGAAGAUGAUGUUAUUACAGAUAAAUGGAAAAAUGUUAAUAUUGCCUCUAAGACUUUUAACUUCAGAGACUGGACAAAACCAAUUAAAUCAGUAUUGCAAUAUGCAAAUUUAAAAAACAUUUCAACUAGUGGCAGUAGUAAAACAUGGUACAGUAGCAAAAGUCAGUUAUUGUCAAUGAUUCUGUUAGGAUUGUUUCUACUGUUUUUUGGAUGGCUUGCAUUAGCUUAUUUUAAAGUGAGCCAAAGGGCAGGGAUUGGUGGAAAAUCAGUUCACAACUAUCCGAUAUGCAGUGAUGAACAACCAGGGGAUAACUGUAUUCCUAAACAAGAUUUAUCAUAUGCUAUAAGAUUGUACAAAGAUGUUCAUUUAGAAUUACAAGCUCGAAAUUUAAGAUAUGUUUGUGGGCCUCCUCUGGAAGAUGGAUCCAUGCCAAAACCUUACAUGACAGAAAGAGAAAUAUUUAACUUUUUGUUACGAACCAGACGAGACAAUGAAUUGAAAUCUUUGAAAAACGGUAUAGGAAACUUGAAACUUUUGAUUUGGGCAAAUAAACACUGGGGCAUAUCUUUAAAAGAAGAGUCUGAUUAUCCCGUUAAGGGUUACAUAGCUGAAGAUGUUGGUCCUAGCGACAUUAAAAAUAAUGCUUACAUAUUCGAAAGUAGAUAUUUAUCAAUUCCUUGGACUUGUUACCUCAUGAGACUUUUUUAUAAAGCCCUGUUUACGAUAGCCGUUACUGCAUUCGCCGGUGUUAUAUUGUAUUUCCUGGUUGUCAUCUGGAGAUAUUAUAAGCGGUCCAAAAAAGAAGAAAAUGAUAAAACCAUGGCAAUCGUGGAAAAAAUUUUAGAAUACAUGUCAGAAUCUGCUGAUAGAGCGAAUAGCGGAAUUGACUCUAACGGUUCCCUGACGAGUAUUCCACAAGAUUAUGUUUCCGUCCGACACGUGCACGACACGUUAAUACAUCCAACGGAGAGACAAAAAAUGGCAAAUAUUUGGGAUAAAGCCGUCAAAUUUAUCGAAGAAAACGAAUCCAGAAUAAGAACGGAAGUUCAACAAGUUUGGGGAGAAAAUACGAGGGUUUGGAGAUGGCUCGGACCAACAAUAAAUAAACCCACAAACAAUUCACAAAUGGACGCGGAUUCCGGAAAUGAAUCAUCCAAUCAACUUUAUCCAGAUUUGUCCAGUUUGAAAGCAGAAGCUAAAAGAUGUUCGGACAGAGUUUGGCAAGGAGAAGCUUUCGAAACUUCAGAAGGAUCCAUGAAUUCUUUACCGUUGUCACCUACGCAGUGCCUAAAAAUCAGACAUAUGUUUAAACAUGACAAGGAUUACGGUCCGGAUUGGAUUUUAAAAGUAAAAGAUGCAAUCGUUGAAAAAUGCGAAGGUUCGAAAAUCGUUCACCUUUCCGUCGAUAAGGAAUCGAAGGAAGGUUGCGUUUACGUUAAAUGCGCCUCACCUUUAGAUGCGGGAAUCGCUUACAGGCAAUUACACGGAUCUUGGUUCGAUGGGGCUUUAAUAACGGUUAAAUAUUUGCGGUUGGAAAGAUAUCACGAACGUUUUCCCGAUUCAACGUAUGCAAGGACGCCACUUCGACCCUCUAACAAUCUCAGAUUGAGUUUACAAGGAACAUCAUCAUCAUCAUCAUAA